This is a messenger RNA of Phascolarctos cinereus (koala), 1845 nucleotides long. Lineage: Eukaryota; Metazoa; Chordata; Mammalia; Diprotodontia; Phascolarctidae. The record is from RefSeq and is a predicted model, not a curated record.
CGGCCUCCAGCUUCACCUGAGCCAGGUGACAACAGCUGCACCUCAUCCGUCUGCCUUUCCACCCUGCCCGGAGGAUUCAUUGUUGUUUAUUUCAAACCAAGUCCCCAUUCUUGCUUCUGAAGCAGAUCUGGCUUCCUCCAGUCGCAAUGAACAUUGUCCUGUCCAGAAGAUAUCCCCUGGUGAUUAACCUCCUGGUGGUGAGCCUCUCCAUACUUAUCUGGAGAUGGCCAAGUCCGGGUGAUGGAGAACACAGUGAACAAUGCUGAGAAGUACUUUGGCCAGUUCUGCGUACUCUUGGCUGCCUACACCCGGAAGACAGCCGGACUUCGAGACAAAGCAGACCUGCUCGUCAAGCAACUCUUGGAUUUUGCCAAUACCGAGAAUCCUGAAAUGCGCACCACCCUGAAGAACUUCGUGGAGGAGUUGGCCAAGGUACAGGAUUACCGGCAGGCCGAGGUGGAAAGAUUUGAAAUGAAGGUCAUCCAUCCACUGAGACUCUAUGGGAUCCAGAUAAAGCAAACCCGUGCCGAGAUCAAGAAAUUCAACAAGGUCCGAAAUAACGAAAUCAAACAACUAGAAAAACUGGAAAGACUGAGGCAGAAGUCACCUUCUGACCGACACACAAUUUCCCAGGCUGAGACAAAUGUGCAGAAAGCUUCUGUGGAUGCGAGCCGUACCACCCACCAACUUGAAGAGACCAUUGAUAUAUUUCAGAAGCAGAAACUGAAAGACAUCCAGAAAAUUUUCUCCGACUUUGUAACCAUUGAGAUGGUUUUUCAUGCCAAGGCUGUGGAGGUAUAUUCCAAGGCCUUCCAGAUACUGGAAAACUAUGACUUGGAAAGAGAUCUAGAGGAUUUUAGAGCCAAGAUACAUGGUGUUAGUGGGAAUCUUGAUGCAAGACCCAUCAAUGCUACCAACCCCUCUUCAUCUGUACCAUGGUCUUUUGCUAGUCCGAGUGCCCAGAGCACCAUGCAGAACCAGAAACUAGAGGAAGAGACACUAAGUGGUGAGGCCUCUGUGGAAGAGGAUGAAAUAGAGGAUCUCAGGGAAACAAGGACUUCUCGGAUGAGAAGAUAACCAUCCCUUGGCAGUCACCAACACUGAAGUUUGAACGAGCAUUCUGUAUCUUUCCUAACACGGUGUUAAGUUUAUUCUUCAUCCAUAGAACCCUUUGACAUGCUUUAAGCCAGAAGUGUCUAACAUGGGGCCCCAGGCAGCUGGCAGCAUUCCCGAGGGAGCCCUAAACCAGAUCAAAACAUAAUUGGGAAAUAUUUAACAAAUACAAUAGAACAAAGAUGUUGUUAAUAUGUGGUUUUAUAAAUCAAAAUGUAGCCUGCAGGGUGCCUUACAUUUUAGGUACAUUUUAGUGAUCCCUUAUUUCUAUCUGAAUCUGACCCCACUUAUCUAAGCUGUUUAAAUGCAGAGACCAGAGUGGCAAAGCUAAUCCAUAAAAGUAACCUGGGUACUAAGAAUCCCUCCCAUCGUGCGAUGCUGAACUUGGAGAAAAGCUGACUCAUGAAAAAAUUGAAUGGAUAGAUUGGGUUCCCUUGGUGGUAAUCUAGAGUGAUUAUUUCCUAUGGUACAUCAAUAGGACUGUUUUCUUAGCUCCCCUGGAAUUGUAUGGAUUUUCCAGCUGCAUCUUUGGAAAGCAAAUUCUGUGCUUUUUCAUUUGUUUUGUUUUGUGUUUUUUAAUGGUUGCUUGUUUGUUUUUUUUUUAAUCUCUGCAUCUGGCUUCUCUGGUGAUGGAAAUGUGGCUCUCUCCAGACACUCUGAGUUUUGAAAGAAGCUGUGUUACCCUGGGCAAAUCACUUAGUCUCUCUUGGUCUCAGUUUCCUCACUUGUAAA